This is a messenger RNA of Annulohypoxylon truncatum, 1175 nucleotides long. RefSeq lists its product as uncharacterized. NCBI's taxonomy places the organism in Eukaryota, Fungi, Ascomycota, Sordariomycetes, Xylariales, Hypoxylaceae. The coding region runs from base 233 to 1093 and encodes 286 amino acids. The transcript has a single exon. The record is from RefSeq and is a predicted model, not a curated record.
AUCCUGGAAUUGCAAAUGUGAUCUGAAAUGACCAGAAGUGAUCCACGCCCAAUCCGCUAACCCCUCCAUCACACACACACACAACACACAUACACAUACGCGCAUAUGUACUGUAUCCCAUGCUUCUAGCUUCUGCUAUGUACGAAGUAUACGCGCUUCUGUCGAUUCAACCUUGGAACAGAAAACAAGUGUUCGAGGUUGCUGUGGUCUUCACCGCCUCAUCCAGUGAUGUAUGGCGUCAGAUCCUCAACUCCUCCUGUGUCAAUGCCUGUGUUUUCCGUCUCUAACCCGUCUACCAUGUAUCUAUCUGUAUAAGCCUGUGGGCGAUGGAGCAGAGAGAGCCCACAGCGUAAGGUUGAGACCUAAAUUUACUCCAGCUCUCUGGCGCCCAUCCCCAGUUACAAUUACAGAAACGAGUUACGCAAUGAUGCCGGAUGUUUCUCGUUGCCAACUUUUCGUAUCCCGCUGGCUUGAGACAAAUCUGUUCCAUGAGGACGGUCUCGCAUGGAAUGAAAGGGCUCUCGCGUGUCUCCACAACUCAGAGAGUUGGCAACUCUCUCAAGAUCUCGUCACUUUUGCUGUAUGCCUACCUAUCCACGUUCCGAUCCCUCUAAAAUUACGGUCCUCGCUAGAAAUCCUUCUUGGCGCUGGCGUUGGUCGUUGUUUUAUGAAUCUCGUUCGUCUGUCUCGAACAGCAUCUGAGAGAAAUCAAUCUUAUCGCGCCAUCUUCGUCCUCAUCCUGGCACGGACCCUUGUCGUCGCCCAGCCAGCCUCCCCUGAUGAAACCACGGCUGCUAUCCUUGCCGCAGAGCCUUCCCACGCAGCCACGCUAAAGGCAUGCUCCGUUCUUGUACCCACAGAACCUCCCUACAAUAGUCUAGCCAAAUCGGCCAGCAAACUUUUUGAGGUCUAUUCUAGAUUUCGAGUUGUCCAACGUCAGAAAAGCUCAACGGGGAUCUCUCCAGACCCUUCACACAUUUCACGUCAUCCCUAUUCCUUGUCGACUUUGUUUCCAACAUCGAAAUAUCUCUUGUCCGUGAGCCUCUCCACUCCAAUCUUAAUCUAUACCUCUUUCAUUUGCGGCUCCUUCUAAAGGUUAGCAAUCUCGAGAGAUCCAGACUGCAUUGCUACCUCACAUACUAGGUACCUGACUUCACAUACUGUUGCACUAGGCC